Messenger RNA from Cavia porcellus (domestic guinea pig), 3584 nucleotides. Its product is annotated as zinc finger protein 627-like. The transcript has 4 exons. Gene Ontology annotation, molecular function: DNA-binding transcription factor activity, RNA polymerase II-specific; RNA polymerase II cis-regulatory region sequence-specific DNA binding. Gene Ontology annotation, biological process: regulation of transcription by RNA polymerase II. Bases 134 to 1153 code for a protein of 339 amino acids. Gene Ontology annotation, cellular component: nucleus. The record is from RefSeq and is a predicted model, not a curated record. NCBI's taxonomy places the organism in Eukaryota, Metazoa, Chordata, Mammalia, Rodentia, Caviidae.
UCUUCCGGUGUCAUGGCGUCUAUUGCGUCUCGGGGCAAAAUAGGGAGAGCUAGAUGAUUGCUAUACCGCGUUUUGUGGCUUCUAUUCGCUGUGGACUGCUUAGAAAGAACCUUGGAGACCUCCGAGCUACGCAAUGGAGGCAGUGACCUUUGAGGAUGUGGCUGUGAACUUCACCAGUGAGGAGUGGGCUUUGCUGAGUCCAUCCCAAAAGAAGCUCUACAGAGAUGUAAUGGAGGAAACCUUUAGGAACAUGGCUGCUAUAGGAAGACUUGGGAAUAACCAUGAAGUUGGAAAAGAAUGCGAAAUUUACUGGAGAUAUUUAAGAAAUGGCAAAAUUGAGAAAUGCAAUAGACAUAAAACUUGGAAUCAGUACGAAGAAACAUUUCCUUGUACUCCAGAUGGAAAUGUGGAUGUGAAAGAAACAGACACACACAAUGAUGUUCAGAUCCAUGAAACACGCUGCAAUGGAGAGAAACGUUAUGUAUGUAAGCAAUGUGGGAAAGCUUUCACAACACGUGGAUAUUGUCAAAUACAUGAAAGAAUUCACACUGGACAGAAGCCCUAUGUAUGUAAGCACUGUGAGAAAGCAUUCAGCACACGUGGAAAUUGUCAAAUGCAUGAAAGACUUCACACUGGGGAGAAACCCUAUGUGUGUAAUCAAUGUGGAAAGGCUUUCAGCACAAAACGUCAUUGUCAAACACAUGAAAGAACUCAUACUGGGGAGAAACCAUAUAUGUGCAAGCAAUGUGGGAAAACUUUCAGCAGAAACACUCACUGUCGAAUUCAUGAAAGAACUCACACUGGGGAGAAACCAUAUAUGUGUAAGCAAUGUGGGAAAGCUUUUACCACAAAUGGAUAUUGUAAAAUACAUGAAAGACUUCACACUGGAGAGAAACCCUAUGUAUGUAAGCAAUGUGGAAAAGCUUUCAACAGAUACAAUGAUCGAAAAAUACAUGAGCGAAUUCACACAGGAGAGAAACCGUAUGUAUGUAAGCAAUGUGGGAAGGCUUUCACCACAGGCAGAUCUUGUCAUAUACACGAAAGAAUUCACACUGGGGAGAAACCCUAUGUGUGUGAACAAUGUGGGAAAGCUUUCAGUACGAACAGCCAUUGGCGAACACAUGAAAGAAUUCACACAGGGAAGAAACACUGAUUAUGUAAGCAAUGUGGCAAAGCUUUUAGCAGUCACAGUGAAUGUAAUGUACAUGAACAAACUCAUACUGAGAAUUAAUCAUGUAUGUAAGUAAUGUGUGAAUACUUUUAGCACAUAAAAUGAUUGUUAUGUAUAUAAAAGAAGGGUAAGUAACGUGGGAAGGAUGCCUGUUCACACACAUUUUGAAACACAUGAAAGCCUCAAUGGGUAGAUACUUUAUAUAUAUAAUCUUUUUGAGAUGGGCAUGGUGGCACAGGCCUGUAAUCCCAGCAGUUGGGAGACUGAAGCAGGAGGAUUGUUGUGAGUUCAAGACCAGCCUGGGCUACAAAGUAAGCUCAAGGGCCACCUGAAUUGCAUAGUGAGAUCCUAUCUAAAAAAAAAAAAUUUUUUUUUUCUUUUUUUGAAAAUAUGGUGAAAAUUUCUCAUGUGAAGACCAAAAGAAAUUAGUACAGGAUGUUUGAUGUAUUUCUUCACAAAUGUUCCAGAAAAUACAAAUCUGAGGUGGAGCUCUCCUCAAGUACAUAUGUUGUGUGGUUUUCAUUAAAUCAUUUAUUUAUAAAUAUCUAGAUUUUGUACCUGUAGUAUUUAAUAUAAAAAUACUGAGUUGACAUAAAUUCACAUUCUUGAGUGUCUGUGCGUAACCAUAUUGUGUUUUAAUUAAACAUGAAUUGAAAUGCACUUUUUACUUUCAAGUAUGGUUAGUGUCUGUGUAAUUAAUGUUUUGUCUUUAAAAUUGGGAGAUAUAGACCACUAUUAUUUUUGUUAAUUGUUGGGAUUUUGCCUCUGUUUUUGUUAAAUUUUUGAUGCUUCAUGCUUUUAUACUUCAUCUUCAGUGUAACAAAUGAUGUUUCUGAAUUUGAUGCUACAUUUUAUAUUAAGAUGCACAAUUUCAGGGGCUUAUGAGUAUGUAUUUUUGAUAAAGUUGAGUUCUCUUUCACAAUUUGUAGACUGGCAAAUGUCGUGUUAUUCAUAUUGUGACAAGAUACCUGCUUAUAUCCUAACAUCAUUGUCUAUCAUGUCAUGUACAUAGUGUUGUCUGUUCUUUCUUACUGGAGCCAGUAUUAUCAUUUACAUAAACAUUUAUGUUUUCUUGCCAUCCAAAUUUUGUCAUGUUUGUAUUGCAUUGAUUUUUAAUUUAUUGUUAAUUUUUCCACCACAUGUACCAAAAAUAAACCAUACUACUGUGAAUUUCUGAUGGCUCCAGACUAGCUAGAGCAUAAAUUGUCUCCAAAAGCAUAUCAAGAAUUGUAGUAAUAUCUCCAGGAAGUACAAAUGAUAGUAUGAUUUAUCAGUAACAACAAUUCAAAAGGAAGUUUUCUCAGUUGCUUUUGGGAAAUUGGUUGGUACUAAAAUGCAUUUACUUUAUUCUAUUUGUAAUUAUUGUUGCUUUUUCCUAAUACACUGAACUAAUGAAUUGAAGGCAAACCUAAAUUGUGAGGUAUCAGUGUUAUAAAAGAUGAAUUUAGGGGGCUGGGGAUUUGCCUCCUCAGUAGCAUAAGCACCUGCCUUGCAAGCAUGUGGUCGUGAGUUCGAUCCCUGGUACCAGUAAAAAUACAAAAAAAAAAAAAAAAGAUGAAUUUACUAAAUUCUGAUUCAGAAUGUGUUGUUUUUAAGAUCUAUACAACACCAUUUCAGUGUUCAUAAGAACACUGCCUGAUGUUUGCAAUUUGUACCAGUUGCUGGCAAUCACCUACACUGACCUGUAUUUUUCACUCUCUUUUUAACAUCAGUGUAAUUUGUAAAGUUUUUCAUAGAUUUUAAGGUGUACUUGAUGAUUUUAUUGUAGAAAAAAAUGGAAAUUUGCUGAACUGUGUACCCCCAAAUUUUCAAUUUUCAAUAUUUGUUUUUAAAAUUUGAGAUCGUAUCUUACUAUGUUGCUCAGGAUGAUGUGAACCUUAUGGACUAUUGUUUGGACAUGUAUGUGCCAUUAUGCCAGUUUAAGAUUGGGGUUCUUUAUUGCUCCUGAUUUACCAUGGUUUCAGUGUUUAGGUGUGGUGUCGCCUAAGGAGCGUGGCCCUCUCAUAGUCUGUGAUAACAUCAGCCCCAGCAUGAGAACAGAGACUGGGUAGGAAAGCUGGACCCAAGAGAAGAAAAUGUUCUUCCCUCUUGUCUCAUGAUGCGUGACUAGGCUGUGUUUACAGAGCUAGAAGGAAGUGGCCGACCUUCAGGUGGCUAGAAAGAACAAACAUAAUUAAAAACAUUCUUGGGUUAAUGGUGUUCCUCCUGGGUUAUUGGGGCAAGAAGAACUGGUUAUGCUUGCUUGCUUAACUUAGAUAGUUUAGAUAACAUUGUAGUUUAUCACAAAGCUUGUCACAAAAUGUGCUAUUUCACGAUAAUCGUCUGUGCACUGUGAGUUGAUCCGGUUCACUAUAUAAGAACCUAAAAAUAAAGUACAGCAUGCAGUAGCAAUUGCUGUUUUCUCUGCUCUGCA